Molecule: messenger RNA, 2218 nt
Organism: Phodopus roborovskii (desert hamster)
Lineage: Eukaryota; Metazoa; Chordata; Mammalia; Rodentia; Cricetidae
Gene: Nek6
Product: NIMA related kinase 6
Exons: 10
Coding region: 30-1100 (356 amino acids)
Biological process (GO): protein phosphorylation
Molecular function (GO): ATP binding; protein kinase activity
Source: RefSeq, a predicted model, not a curated record
UGAGAUCUGUCAUGGUGCCCAUUCUAUAGAUGAAGAAACUGGGACACAGAGAGACUACAGAGUAUGCAGCAGACCAAGAAUUUGAACCCAGGCUUGUCUGGACAGUCUGUAGUCUUCCCAUGAACUCACAAAGUCAAUAUACAGCCUGUGACCUUGUGAGGCUGGCAUGCAGGAUGGCAGGACAGCCCAGCCACAUGCCCCGUGGAGGGAGUCCAAACAACCUCUGCCAUGCACUGGGACCUGUGCCCCCUCCAGACCCACAGAGACACCCCAACACCCUAUCUUUUCGCUGCUCACUGGCGGACUUCCAGAUUGAGAAGAAGAUUGGCCGAGGACAGUUCAGUGAGGUUUACAAGGCUACCUGCCUGCUAGACAGGAAGACAGUGGCUCUGAAGAAGGUACAGAUCUUUGAGAUGAUGGAUGCCAAAGCCAGGCAGGACUGUGUCAAGGAAAUUGGUCUUCUAAAGCAACUGAACCAUCCAAACAUCAUCAAAUAUCUGGACUCAUUCAUCGAAGACAACGAGCUGAACAUUGUUCUGGAGUUGGCUGAUGCAGGUGACCUCUCACAGAUGAUCAAGUACUUCAAGAAGCAGAAGCGGCUUAUUCCUGAGAGGACUGUGUGGAAGUACUUUGUGCAGCUGUGCAGCGCUGUGGAGCACAUGCAUUCCCGACGUGUGAUGCACCGAGACAUCAAGCCCGCCAACGUGUUCAUCACAGCUACGGGCAUUGUGAAGCUCGGCGACCUCGGCCUGGGCCGCUUCUUCAGCUCGGAGACCACUGCAGCCCACUCACUAGUGGGAACACCAUACUACAUGUCACCAGAGAGGAUCCACGAGAAUGGUUACAACUUCAAGUCAGACAUCUGGUCUCUAGGCUGUCUGCUGUAUGAGAUGGCAGCUCUCCAGAGUCCCUUCUAUGGAGAUAAGAUGAAUCUCUUUUCCCUCUGCCAGAAGAUCGAGCAGUGUGACUAUCCACCUCUCCCAGGGGAGCACUACUCUGAGAAGCUCCGGGAACUGGUCAGUAUGUGUAUCUACCCUGACCCCAACCACCGACCUGAUAUCGGAUAUGUGCACCAGGUGGCUAGGCAGAUGCAUGUCUGAACAUCCAGCACCUGAAUGUGGCAUGCCUCAUCAAAGCCAAACACCACUUGUCUUACUUGAGUCCUCUCCCCAAGUGGCACCAGGAAGCCCCCACAGCCAAGACCAGAGGGCUCAGCAUGCUACCAAAGGCAGCCUCUGCCUCUGCCACUGAGUUGAAAGCAUGCUACCAAAGGCAGCCUCUGCCUCUGCCACUGAGCUGAAAGCAGCUGGGUUAUGGUCAAUCUCCAAAGUCCUUUCUUUGAACUGUUGCAGACAAUCUGAGCUGGGCUAUUAGUUGGGGGCUUGGCAGUCACUGAAUCCCCUUUACCAACUGAAAUGUGAACCUCUGCCUGGUUUCUUCAGACCUGUCCAGGCCCACACUGUCAGACUUGCAGGGAACGGGUGACUGGUGUGUGUCAGUGUUUGCAAACAGUUAACACCAGUUGGUUUAGUUCUUGGGACCUUUCCAUACAACCAGACUAUGUACUUCAUUUACUCUCUUGUAAGGGGAUACAAUAGAAAUAAUGGUUUAGAGUAGAGGUUCGCUAAUAACUUUCUCUGUAUUAUAUAACUUGAGUGACAGUGAGGAGCACCUAGCAUCGGGACAUUGAGAUGCAUGGUGUCUGGGAGACAGGAAAGUCCUCCUCUUCUGAACCCUGCCAUAUACCAUUGCCUCCUGGAAUGCUAUGGCUCACUGUAGAGUAAGUUUGCAUCAUUUUCAUCCAUGGGAGAUAGCAAGAAAAACCCAAGAGCUUUGCCUUCACACGGGUCUUUACAAAUUCUGAUUCUAUAUCCUUCUAGUAUGACUUGGGCAAGUUUGUUGGCCUUUUUGACAGUAUCUAAAACAAAAGAUGUUAUUUGGACAUGGCAGCCUAAGUUUGUUAUCCCCGCACUUGGGGGAUCAAGAAUCCACCCUAGGCAAUAUGGGAAGUUUGAGACUGGACUCAAAAAAAAAGAGAGUGAUGCAAAUUAGCCGCCUGUCACCCUUUCAGAAAACAAGUCUGUGAACCAUGAGAGUCAAGAAUUAAAAUACAACUGUAUUAUGUGCAGGAAAAGCAGAAAUAUGUUCAUUUACUUUUUGUUUUCAAUAGGAUUAACUGUGAAGACUAAUUUAUAAAUGUGAAUUUAAGGAAACUUAA